Ruditapes philippinarum (Manila clam) is the source of this 3633-nucleotide messenger RNA. RefSeq names its product drebrin-like protein B. Gene Ontology annotation, cellular component: actin filament; postsynaptic density; postsynaptic membrane. The record is from RefSeq and is a predicted model, not a curated record. Gene Ontology annotation, biological process: positive regulation of dendritic spine morphogenesis; positive regulation of axon extension; neuron projection morphogenesis. Gene Ontology annotation, molecular function: actin filament binding. NCBI's taxonomy places the organism in Eukaryota, Metazoa, Mollusca, Bivalvia, Venerida, Veneridae.
AGGGUGGAAUCAGUGAAAUGGUAGAUGAACUAAACAGCUCUAAGAUUAUGUAUGCAUUCUGUAAAGUGAUGGAUCCAAAUACAAAUCUGCCAAAAUAUGUUCUUAUUAGUUGGCAAGGAGAAGCUGCACCAGAAUCUAUGAAAUUUAAAUGUGCCAAUCAUUUAAGAGAUGUUACACAUUUUUUUAGGGGUGUCCAUGUCACAAUCAAUGCUAGGACAGAGGAUGAUCUAGAUGAAGAUGACAUCUUAAAGAAAGUUUCCAAAUCGUCUGGUUCCCAGUACAGUAUUCAUCAUGAGAAAGCUAAACCUCAGGAACCAGUCGCCCCUGUGGGUUCAGUUUACCAGAAAACACAGGCUGCUAGAGAUAUCAACAUGAAAAGGAGGGAUCAAUUCUGGGCACAAACAGAAACAGACGAACAAAAGAGGAUUGAGGAGGAAAAACGAGCAAUGUUACAACGCCAGCAGUCUUUUGAAUCGGAACGUAAAGCGAGAGAGGCUAAAGAACAAGAGUUACGUGACCAGCAGGUUCAGGAGAGAAUGAGGGCCAUCAGUCAGCAGAAAGCUGCCGAGAGAAGAGCUAGUCAGACAGAUGAUGAGGCUUCCAAAAAACAAUGGGAAAAAGAACAAGAGCAGGCUAUAAGAGAUGAAGAAGAAAGAAGGAAAGCUGGGGAACAUGCUAGAAAGGAACGUGCAGCAGAAGCAGAAAGAUUGGCAGCAAGUCAGACCUCAAGUGCUAGAAACUUCUUUAAACGUAAAGAAUCACAUAGUGAAGACCAUGAACCAAUACAUAAAGCUCCACCUUCAGGACCAGGAAAGUUAAAACACAAUUUUGGUGGAUCAGUUGACCAAUCAGAAGCACCGACAAGGAAAGCACCAAUUCAGUUACCGCGUGACCAACCAUCACCACCACCUAACCAACCAGCAAGGCAGCCAUCACCACCCCCUAAGAGGGAACCAUCACCACCACCCAGGGAACCAUCACCACCCCCAAGACAGCCCAGUCCACCUCCACAGAGACAACCUUCCCCUCCCCCACAGAGACAACCUUCCCCUCCCCCAAAAAGAGAGCCAUCACCACCAUCUAUACCUACACAACAGCCACAAACACGAAAUCUGCUUGCAGGAAGCCUGCCUCCAAGACAAGCGGACUCUGAUGAGGAGGAAAAUGAAGACGAAGACUGGGGAGAAGAUGAAAAUGCCAAUGAUAUUCCAGCAGUACAUGCCCAACACAUUCCCGACGAGCCUAUAGAAGAGCCAGUAUCACCCCAGCAACCAACGCAGCAAAACACAGGUGGCGAUAAGGGCGUGUGUGCGCAAGCCCUCUAUGAUUAUCAAGCUGCUGAUGAUACAGAAAUCACCUUUGACCCUGAUGAUAUUAUUACCCAGAUUGAACAAAUUGACGAGGGCUGGUGGGUAGGCAAUGCACCGGACGGAAGUCGUGGGAUGUUUCCGGCAAAUUACGUAGAAGUUUUUGAAAGCUGAGUUUGAUCAGCAUAUCUGUGAAAAUAAAUGUGGUGUUGAAAUUGAGAAAUUACAUGUAUAUGUUUAACUGUUUGCUACAUUUCUCCAAAUGGCAUCUUGUAUUAUUUAGUUAUAUACAUCAUGAUUUUUUUUUUAUUUUAUGGUGCUUUCUUCAUGAGAGAUUUCGUGGAAGACAACCUUUUACUUGCGCCUCUUAAUCUCUUAAGUUGCUUUCUGUUAAAACCAUUGAAAUAUACAUUGUAUAAAAGUGAAUGAAUGUCACCGAUUUCAUGAUAUAUGGCAUUAUUUUGUUAAGUGGAUUUUGAUAAUUUCAACAUUUUUCAUUAGGCAAGGUGCAGUUUUUUAUUUCUUCACUGUCGAAACACUUAAAAAAUUGUUAUUUCAAAUAACUUGCUAUUUAAGUGUGUUAUGUCAAGCAUCAUAUAUGUAGCAUUUUUCUUUGUGUUUGUAAGUUAUCAUAUGCAAUCAGUAUGAACAAGAUUAUAUUGAUAUUAAAAUUUUAAUUAAUACAUGGAGGAGCACCUGAGGUCUUCUUCCACCAGUAAAGCUGAAUUGUUGCCAUGUGACCUAUAUUGUGUUGGUGUGAAGUAAAACCAAACCAAUGAAUAAAAGAGAUAUUUAAUUAUAAAUUCAAUUAUUUAUAUGCUACAGAAGUGCUGUUUCAUAUCAUAUUAUCUAGAUUUUUUGUAAUUUAAUAAAAUAAUUAGAUUAAUGAGAUAUGCUGAGCAUGCUUGUGAUUUUUAUGCAAACUUAUUUUUUAUACAAUGUAUAUUAAGAUAAUGUUUUUAUGUUAUAUUAUUUUUUUUGCUACAUGACUUUCAUGUUUUUUAUUUCAUAACCAUUGAUAUGAGGCCAUAUUUAACAAUUUGUGCUCAAUAUAAUGCUUUUGGGUUUUUUUCUUUUCAGAUAUGUCUUUUAAACAAGUUCAUUCCAGGUCAUCAGAAAUUAGAGUUUUUGCCAAAAUAAUUUCAGCAAAAUGAUUUAAAAAAUCCUAAAUUGGCCAUUAUUUUGACUCACUAUCCUAAUAUCACUAUCUUUUGAUUUAAAAAAAAUAGUUUGAUGAACCCUGGAUUUCUUUCCAAAAAACAUGAAAAAAAAGAAGAGCUGACAGACAGAUGAACAUUGUGAUUUUAAUAUGCCACACUUCGGGGGCAUAAAAGCACUGCAUAGUCAGAUCAAUUAUGAAAGAAAUAAAUGUGUAGUUUGCUUUGUAUAAAUAAGGUAUGUUUAAUUUAGGUGAUUAUAUUUUUUUAAUUUUUUUUAGUUCAAUCAUAUAAUAAAUGAUAUAAUUUCAUCCUUUAUCACGUACAUAAUGAUGAAGGUGGAAAAAAAACUACACCAUUGUUUUUUUGUUGACAAGGUAGGAAUAUUAUUUAGAACAAAACAGGUUAUUUGUAUUAUGGCACCUCUGGCAGCAUUUCUGUCACUGUAACCAGAUCUGUUAUUUCAGUUCGGCUGUCAUUUUUCACAUAGAUUAUUAUUUCACCGUCGCUGUAACAUUAUACUGUGCUAUGUAUGUGACAUCUAUAAAAUAUUUUAGGCUUUUUAUGUGAAGAGAAAGCUUGAGUAUUUGUUAAAAUGAGCCGUGUCAUGACAAAACCAACAUAGUGGGUUUGCGACCAGCAUGGAUCAAGACCAGCCUGCGCACCCGUGCAGUCUGAUCAGGAUCCAUGCUGUUCGCUUUCAGUUUCUUUACUUGUAAGCAGACAGGAUGAAUCCUGAUCAGUCUGCGGAGAUGCGCUGGCUGGUCUGGAUCCAUGCUGGUCGCAAACCCACUAUGUUGAUUUUGUCAUGACACAGUUAAAAUGAUGCUGUUGAAAUGCAAAUACUAUUUGGGAUCAAAUUUGUCAUGUCAGUCAAUGACUGUUUUUAACAUUAUGAAUAUAUACAUGUAUAUAAGUACUCUUAGUAAUGACAAUGUGUUUAUUUAAAAAUGUCUAGAAAAACAUGUAACAAUAUUUUGUCUAAAUUGUUUAUUACAUAACUGGAACUCUUAAAAAGUUGUGUGAUUUUCAAGGCUUCUCACCAUGCUUGCAAUGUGGAACUGUCCAGUUGUAAUUUUUGGGUUUACAAUAACAAAAUAUUGAAAUUAAACCUUGACUUGCUGAAAUUAUUAAAUGGACUUGGCCAGCUUUCAUAUUAUGAAAUUUAA